GGAAUGGAACAGCCAUCACAUUCCCUCCGCUAUGUUCGAACAGGAAGCAGGGGACAGAUAACAGAAGAGUGAGUAAUGGAGUGAGAAAGGUAGAUAGAUCCGAAUCACCACACGAAGAAAGGACUGUGAUUGGGAAGAGGUGAAUGGAAAUUCGGAAAGUUGUGGAUUAUUGUACGUUGGGAUAACGCAAGACAAAGUGCGGAGCGGAGGGGAUACCUCGACUCGUCUGGAUUCUAAUUUUCGAUUCAAAGGAGAAAACCUCAGCCGUUUAUACCAAGAUUGUGAAAUUACAUGUGUGUUCGUCAGUGGAUGCUGGCUUAUCCACGCUAACUGCUGACCAUGUAUGAGGUUUUUUGUUUCUAGAGGUUGUGAAUGUUAUAGGUUUUUUAAUUGGAAACACCGAUCUCGUUUUCUGUGAGGGUCGCUCACCUUGACAAACAUGGCGGCUUCCAUGAACCGAUGCGUCUGCAAAGCAGCGUUUCUCCUACAUUCCUUUCUGGUCUUUGUGAGCUCAAUCCAUGGAUUACGUUCUCAGGAUCACAAUAUAAUAUAUAUGCAAGAUGUGGAUUUCAAUUCCGAAAUAAGCCCUUAUUUGACACAUCACCGUCACGCCAGAUCCAGACCAUACCACGAACGAGUGAAGCGAGAUGCGACACUUGCUUUCCAAAGGACUCUAGCCGAAAAUAUCACUUUUACUGAACCAAUUUUCCAACUAAGCACACAGGUUAACGGUCCCCAUACAUUUGAGAUUGUUUCGUCAACAGUUGAUAUGCUCACUGUGGGUAGUACAUCUGGAAAUGUGGUGUUGAAGCCUGGUAGAACAUUUGAUUAUGAAGACGAUACACAACGGAGCAUUCAGCUCGUUAUCAAAGCAACAAACCAAAAUAACAUCACAGAUGUGACACAGAUCACAUUAACACUGACAGUAACAGAUGUGAACGAUGCCAACCCAGAGUUCAAGAAUAAACCCUAUCCAUUCCUGACUACUGUGGGGCCCAACACUCCCCCCAAUGAAGAGGUGUUCCGGGUUGUUGCUGAGGACCCGGACACAAACUCCAACAUCUCCUACAGGAUUGACUCCGGUGGAAAUGGCAGGUUCUACAUCAGCACUGAGACUGUCCCCUUGGAUGGUACAUUCAUCAAGGUCGGAAACAUCUAUACCAAAGGUCAAGGACGAUUUGAAGAUGGCCGAGAAUUCAACUUGGUUGUGUUCGCAAGUGACGACAAUGCCACACCCCCACAAUCUACCAUGGCUAAUGUUUUUGUGAAGGUUGGACUCAGACCGCCACAGUUCUACGAAAACCCAUUCAGAGGAACUGUCCGAGAAAACAAUGGAAUAGAUCAAACGUUAAAUGGAGAGUUUAAGGUGGAAGCAAAGGCCUUUCAAGGUAACGCUAUCUCGUAUGAGCUGCGUGACGCCACAAACGCCACCUCUGCCCAGUUCUCCAUUGAUAGCAGUGGUGUUGUCAAGACAUUGCAAGUACUGGAAUUUGAUGUGCCCCGAGAACAGCGGCCGCCAAUCUAUGAGUUGAACGUGUUUGCAACAGAGUCUGUCACAAGCCUGCAGAGCACUGUUAAGUUGUUCAUAGAAGUCCUUGAUGACAACGACAAUUCACCAAUCUUUGAGCUGUCUAGGUAUUCUGCCAGGUUUCCCGAGGACCUACCUAUAGAUCAAACUGUACUGGAAGUGAAGGCUGUCGAUGAUGAUUCAGGAACCAAUGCUGAAGUGGCAUAUUCUAUCAGUCAUGAGAACUUCUAUGUGGUAACUGAGAACAGAACCACUCCUGGAGUUAGUGGUAUGGAGUACGUCGGAAUCAUCAAAGUGAAGAAACGCUUGGACUACGAUCGUUUGCCAGGCCACGUUUACAGCUUCACUGUGACCGCAACGGAUAAGGGGUCACCUCCAAACACUGGCACGACCAGCGUCCAAGUCUUCAUGACCAAUGUUAACGAUGAACCACCAGAGAUAAGUCUUGGAAACCAGAAGCAAGAUGUGCGUGAAGAUGCCAAAGUGGGAGAUGCUGUCACUGUCAUCCAAGCCAUUGAUUUGGACAAGGACUCUGUUGAGUUCUACUUCUCACCGCGACUGACAGACUUCAAGAUCUUCAGGAUCCUGCCAGCAUCUGGUCUCAUCACAUUGUCACAAACUGUGCCAGCUGACGUGGAUGAGUACGUGUUGAACAUCACCGCCUACGACGACGGCAGCUGCUGUGGUGGCUCCCCAAUCCUGUCCAGCGAAGCCUACCUGAAUGUGGAGAUCGUGGACAUCAACACACACAAGCCGUCAUUUCCGCAAUGCUCCACCUACAAUAAUGCCACCAUUCUUGAAGCGAAGCCACAAGAUACACAUGUUACAAGGGUUCAAGCAGAAGACAACGACAGGGGAGAAAAUGGCCGAGUCACGUACUCCAUUCUCAGAGCUCCCACAAACGUCCAAGUUAACUUCAGAAUAGAUGAAGACACAGGAGACGUCCGCAGUGCUGUACAGUUUGAUCGUGAAGUUAUUUCCUCCUAUACUGUGACCAUCAGAGGCGUUGACCAAGGUACCCCCCCACUGGAUGGCUACUGCACCUUCACUAUCAGCAUUGGAGACAUCAAUGACAAUAAACCGGUGUUUGAUCUCCAAAGUUACACUGCCACCAUCAGUCAGACCAUGGAUGUUGGUCGAUCUAUCCUUACCGUGAGAGCUAAUGAUGAGGACCUUGGCGAGAAUGCAGAGAUUGAAUACAGCAUGGUGGACAGCGAUGGUGGUGUUUUCAAAAUCGACACCGAGGCUGGCAUCAUCUUCCUGAACAAGACAUUGGGAACAAAACAGCAAUACGACCUGACAGUUAUGGCAAAGGACAAAGGCGUGCCUCCUUUAAACAGCACAGCGAGUGUAAGUGUGCGGGUCAUUGACCUCACCAGCCAGCCUCCUACAUGGAACAGGAAUGACUAUGACACCAACCCCUACACAGUGGACGAGACUGCCGUUCCGGGCCACAUCAUCGCUUCCUUCAGUGCCACUUCAAAUGUGGACAACCCCACUGUGUCUUUCUCCUUGAUUGCUGCAGAUGGCAGCCCAGUACAGUCUCUACCACCAUUCGGCAUCACCUCAGGGGGCGGCGUUGUCAAUCUCACAGUGUUUUCCGUUACCAUGGAUUUCAACGUGAAGAACCGAUAUGAGCUUCGUCUUCGGGUGUCUAAUCGUGGAUCAAUACCUCUGUCAUCUGAAAUUCAUCCCGUUGUGGAACUACGAGAUACCAACAACAAGGUCCCAUAUUUCCGAGGUUUGGAUUCCGCAACAGGAUUCUACCCUGGAAGUAUACCUGAAAACUCCCCCCCAGGACAGACUGUCAUUGAGAUAAAAGCUUAUGAUGAUGAUCCAACGUAUCCCAACAAUUUUCUCACCUUUGAGAUUGUUCCGAAAGUGAAUAUCUCUGACAAGUUCUCCAUCCGCAAGAUUGAUGAUAACACCGCUGUUCUGACAUCUAGAGCCAGUUUUGAUCGAGAAGAAACCAGUCAACUGUAUGUUGAUGUUAAAGUAUAUGAUGGUGUAGAAUCCUCCCGACCCGGACACACCCCAGGACAACCCAACACAGCCGUUGUCCCAGUACAAGUGCGUAUCACAGACAUGAACGACAACAGCCCCUACUUCGUGAAGUCUUUCUACAAUGCGUCUGUAAGAGAGGAUGCUCCAGUGCAGGAACAUGUCCUCAGUGUCAGUGCUCGGGAUCCUGAUGACGCCGCUGUCUUGACAUACACAAUCCGAGGUGGGAAUGAGCGGGGUGCAUUUGGUGUGUGGAGUAAGACAGGGAUCAUCUAUGUUGGGAGGCAGCUGGAUUAUGAAACAGAACAACAUCUUUACGACCUAACCCUGGAAGUAUCUGAUGGGAUUUACUCCAACACCACUCGUGUGAAUAUCCACGUCUCAGACGCCAAUGAUAACAGUCCUGUCUUCGUGACUGACCCAUAUGUCAUCUUGGAUGUUGUUGAGGAGGAUACCUCCAUCACUGCCAGCAACAAGAGGUUCUUAGUGCAGGUUAAUGCCACGGAUGCAGACAUUGAUCGACCGACCCAAAUCCGUUACUCACUGCUUGGGUUUGGGACUUCCCCACCCAACAAGUACUUCGAAAUUGAACCUGACACUGGCCGUCUGUACCUUCUGACCAGCUUGGACAGAGAUCUGCCCAGUGGGAGACCAAACUACCAGUUCAACAUCCGUGCCCAGGACGAACCUGACCCUUCACCUGGCUCAGCUGACCUUGACCGACCUCAGAUAGGAUUUGCGUCUGUUCAAGUAAAGCCAAUUGACAUCAAUGAUAACAAGCCAAUUUUCAUCUCCAAAUUAGAGGGAAGUGUAAUGGAGCACUCAGCACGAGGGAGCUCUGUCAUGACUGUGGUGGCCAUUGAUUAUGAUGAGGGCAUCAACGGGACUGUUAAAUACGAAAUUGUUGAGGGGCCAUCAGAUGGAUCGGACAUGAAGUUCCAGAUCCGAGAAAGCUCAGGUCUGAUUGAAACCAGCACCAACUCAUCUGGCCUGGACAGAGAAACCACGCCAACGUACACGGUCAAGGUGAAGGCCUCCGACCGGGGAGUGGUACCUCAGUCAACAGAGAAACAAGUGAUCAUCAACUUGGACGACAAGAACGACCAGGUCCCAGUGUUUGAGAAGCCUCUCUACAAGGUGACGAUGUCGGAGGCACAGACGUCGGGGGCAAUUGCCCGAGUGCGAGCUACAGACAAUGAUAUUGGAGAAAAUGCUCGUCUCGACUACAGAUUGAACAACUUCAUUUCUUUCUUUGAUGUGGAGGGUGUGAAUAAUGAGGGCAGCAUUGUUGUAUUCAGGGCUGUGGACUACGAGAAUCCAGACCAGCGUUUCUUCAACCUGACGGUGGUGGUCCAAGACCCUGAUCCAAGCCACACAGCCACAACCCACGUGGAGGUGACUGUAGAGGACUUCAAUGACAACGAGCCUGAGUUUGAACGCCCCAGGAUUGCUGUGGAACAGUUUGAAGAUGCUGCUGUGGGAACAUUCCUCGCUCACUUCUCAGCUGAUGAUAAAGAUAGUGGAAUCAACGCUGAUUUUGAGUACUCGGUGGACCGUAAGACGGAUCCAAACAAACUCUUCAGCAUUGACCAGUUGGGGAACGUGACAAUCAGAAACAUGUUGGACCGCGAGACAGAAAGUCAUCACAAAGUCCACAUAUUGGCCAUUGAUAAAGGUGAUCCUGCACAGACAGGUACAGGCACUCUGGAGGUGACGGUCAAAGAUGUCAAUGACAACUUCCCCAUCUUCGCCAAGCCUUAUCACCCCAUUGUGAUGGAGAAUGCAGCUGUUGUACCGGAACUAGUUAUCAUCGUCAACGCCACGGAUUUGGAUGCUUUUCCAUUUGGCGAUCCAUUUGGAUUUUCCGAGCCUACAUGUUCUGAUGGAAGCAAUAGCUGCCCUUGUAGUAGCAAACCUACCUGUACAGACUUCAGUCUUGUAUUCAAUCCAGAUGGUGACAAUAAAAAAGGCAAUGCAGGCAUCUCCACUAAAAAAGUGUUUGACCGUGAACAGCAGAAGUUUUACUACAUGCCUAUUGUCAUGUGGGACAUGCGUGGUUCCGGAGAUCCUCGGGCUCAAACGGGAACCAACACACUCACCAUAGAGAUUGGUGACCUCAACGACAAUGUGCACAGCCCAGGACACAAGGAUAUCUUCGUCUACAACUACAAGGGUAUGUUUGGCCCUCUUGAAAUCGGUAACGUGUACGCCACUGACCCGGACGACUGGGAUGUUGUGGACAAGACCUUCAAGUACACCGGCCCAGAGUACAUGAAGAAAUAUUUCUCGGUGAAUGUUGAUACGGGCAUGAUCACCAUGGCCAAGGGGGUUCCCGGCGACAAUCCCUACUCGUUCACGGUGGAUGUGUAUGACAAGGUGUGGCAGAAAACCGUGCAGUCCACUGUUUCUGUCAUGAUCCGGGACAUCUCAGAGGAAGCCGUUUUCAGCUCUGGAUCAGUACGACUCCGAGGUAUAACAGCAGAAGACUUCGUGGCUAGACCAAAGAAACCCAAUGGUGGCAUCAGUGACUACGACCCAAGCAUGUACGACAAGUUCCAGGCCUUCAUUGCUGACAAGAUUGCUGUUCCCAAGGAAAAUGUGGAUGUUCUCAGCGUCCAGAACAAUGGAGAAUUCACUGAUGUCCGAUUCUCUGCUCAUGGCUCGCCGUACUAUCCAGCCAGCAAGAUGAACGCUGUUCUGGCGGUCAAUAAGGAUUCGCUUCAGAAAACUGUUGGUAUUGAGGUCGACCAGGUUCCCAUUGAUGAGUGUAAGGAUGAGAGGUUUGAAGGAAGCUGCUACAACUUCCUGAACGUCACUGGAAAACCAGCAAUGGUCAACACCAACGGCACCUCCUUUGUUGGAGUACAGAUGUUUGUGCAACCCACGCAGGGAUGUCGUUCGGACUUCUACCCCCCUAGCGACGAGUGUACGCCAGACUACUGCUACAAUGGAGGCACCUGCAAUAAAGAUGACUGGGGAGAACUUUCGUGUAGCUGUCUCCCUGGUUCCAACGGCCCCCGCUGUCAGGGAACUCAUCACUCGUUCGACGGCGGCAACUACGCCCUGUAUGACCCUCUGGAACAGUGUGAGUUCGGACGCACCAGUCUCCACAUCAUCACGCUGCAAGAGGACGGACUCAUCAUGUACAAUGGACCUGUGGAUGACUUUGCACCUGGCUCAGAUGACCCAACAGAUUUCAUCUCCCUGGAACUCAGUGGAGGCUACCCGAGACUCAGGAUUGACCAUGGAUCUGGUACUCUGGAACUCUAUGUGGAUGGCCGAGAUGCUCACGGUAUUGCCAAGAUGCAGAAACUCAGUGAUGGAAAGUGGCACAGGAUUGACAUUGUCCGCAAUGGGCAGCAAGUUGAGAUGAUCGUUGAUCACUGUGAAAGAGCUACAUUAGAACCUGGUGGUACAGUCUCCGAUGACAAGAUGUGUCGUGCAACGGGCACCACCCCAGGGGAAAAUGUCUACCUGAAUGUCAACACACUGCUGCAGCUUGGAGGCCGGUACUCCACCCCCAAUAAGCCCACUGGAAUAAUGCCCACCAAGUUCAAUGGCUGUGUCAAGAACCUGAUGCACAACAGCAGGCUCUACGAUCUGACAGUCCCUGGCAACCCAGGGUACCCAGCAGGGGAAAACACAUGCAGGCGGGAAGACGUCAUCUGUGACGAGAACAGCAUCAACGGCCCCAAGUGUGGUGAAAACGGCAUCUGCGAGUCCACCUGGCAGCCCGAUACCACCAUUUGCAUCUGCAAGCCUGGCUGGUUCGGGAACAAGUGUGAGAGAGUUGCAACUAUUAAAGAUUUAGAGCAGAACAGCUUCAUACAGUACCGCCUCAAAGACCAGUUCUUCAAUAAUGUCAGUUCUCGGGUGAUGAAGAUGCAGAUACUGUUCCGGACUCGGGACAGAGACGGAGUUCUUUGGACCAUCUCCACUUCCUCGGGCAACAUGGUGACCACACUACAGAUUGUGGAUGGAAUACUGACCCUGACCUACAAUAUGGGCAAUGGUAUUCGUAACCUGGAGUUGUCCAGACGCUUUGUGAGUAACGGGCAGUGGCAUACUGCCCAAGUGGAGCGUAAUGGCCGCGAGUUUGUCCUGAAGAUGGACAACAUGGAAGGUGCCAACUACAACUUCACAUAUGGCUUCCCUGACGACAAGCAGGAACUCCACAUGCACAACAUGAUGUUUGCUGGUGCCAUCGUGUCAUUCUCCAACAGCCUUCCCGUCCUGGCGUCAGAUCUGGAAGACACCUGCCUGCAAGAUAUCCGUCUCAACCACGAAUGGUUCCCCAUGGAAGUGUCAGAGCAGAUCCUCAGCAAUGCUGCUGAGAUUCAGAAGGUCAGCCAUGUCAAGGACGGCUGUGUACGAACAGAUUGUAUAGGCCACACCUGCCCCCCGGAACGAGUCUGCUACCCACUCUGGGGACACUACGAGUGCAGAUGCCCUGAACACUUCGAGGAGAUUGCUGGCGAAUGCCAGCGCAUCAACUACUGUGCAAAUCACCGAUGUUUUAAUGGUUCAACCUGUCAGGAAGACCUGUCGGAAGAGAAGAACUAUGUGUGUGUUUGUCCCCCUGAUUGGGUGAAUGAAUACUGCGACCAGGUCCGCCCCGCGGGACUCCUCGCAGGAAUCACCACAGGCGCCAUUGUUGCAAUUAUUGUUUCCAUCUUCGUCCUGCUUGUGUUGGCAGUGGCAAUCAUUCUGUUGGUGAAGUGCGGACGACGACCCAGCCCCGAUGACAAGUACAUCCUGGAGGUGGAUCCUGAAGACGACAUCCGUGAAAACGUCAUCAACUAUGACGAAGAGGGAGCAGGAGAGGAAGACCAUGAUGCUUACGACAUCCACCGACUCCGGAAGCCAGAUGCGGAAUCUCUCCACAAGCCCCCACUUGACACAAUGCCAAGGAGGGACAUGCCCAGGAGAAAUGCUCCUGGAGAGUCGCCAGAUGUUGGCAACUUCAUCGACGACAGAUUAGUAGAUGCAGAUGAUGAUGACAAUGCACCGCCUCACGAUGCAGUGCGGGAGUUUGUGUACGAGGGGGAAGGGAGCGACGCUGGCUCCCUCAGCUCGCUCAAUACAUCCUCCAGUAUCAGUGAACAAGACUAUGAUUACCUCAAUGAUUGGGGUCCCAAGUUUGCCAAACUGGCAGACAUGUACGGAGCAGGUAUGGAGCCUGGAGAGGAAGAUGUGUAAAAUGUGGAUGUGUGUGAGGACGCUCGAGAAUACCCUCAGGCACUCUACCCUAUGCUGGAAACAUGUAAUCACGUCUAAUUAAUGACAUUUGGUGGAGACUGUUCACCCAGGUUGCUUAUUAUGGAACAAAACAAAUGAUGAACAGUGCAUUCAUUCCAUCUGGGGAAGACUUCGCCAUUUGAUUAGAUUGACACAUGAAGUUACAUGAAGAAUGGAUUUUAAAAUUGCAACAAAAUCUGGGCACACUCUUCCAUGACUUAGGUGGCCUUACAUCGCAGAAUAUCAUCAUAUGCCAUGCCUAUUAAUUUUGCAAGCCUUUAGCUAUUCAAUGCUAUAAUGAAUGUUUUGCUUUUUAAAACAUAUAACCAGUUUGUGACAAAGGUGCAGGAUAACCCUCGUUUCAGCUGUGAAUAUAAUCCACAGUCCUAUACAAAUCUAGAAGCAGAUGAGAUCAUCAUUUUAGCUUUUGAUACCAGCUUUUUACCAAUAACACAUCAGGUAUUGUCUGUAGUCUCUAUUGUCGCUUUCGGAGGGAAUUUGUCCUUGAAAAAAGCUUUAUAUUUUUGUAUUUGUGGUGUAAUAUAUAUCUUCGACAUCCAGCCUAGCUGGUGAUGGUGUGAGCCACCAUUGACGCUGUCACUUCCUGUUGCAGAGUGUGUGUCCAGUGACUUUUUAUUUGUCUCAGUCUAGAAUUUAGAGUACUUGAAAACAACGUAAAGAGAAAAAGGAGGACGGUGUAUAGUGGGUAGUGUUUGCAGGUUAUGCUUGAUUGGAUCUAAACUGGGAUGACAUGUACAACCGCUAUGUGCAUUACUGUCCACUAUUUGUGUAUGAUACUUAUAGCACAAGCUGAUUUCUGUAACAAGAAUUUCGGAAAUAUUUCUUUCCAUGAAAAUAUACUUGGCUGUUAAAAGCUAAUGCAUGUGUGAGGUCAGUAUAAGUCACUUUCCUUACCAAUCAGAAAUCAGCAGGUAUAACUCAUUUUCCUGACCAAUCACAUCACCAUGUAUAAUUCUCUAUCCUGACCAAUCAGAAAUCCGCAGGUGUAACUUGCUUUACUGACCAAUCAGAAAUUAGCAAGUAUAACUUGCUUACCUGACCAAUCAGAAAUCAGCAGGUAUGUCUUGCCUUCCUGCUCAAUCAGAAAUCAGCUUGUACAAUGUUCAGCGUAAGUAGCACAGGACUUGCUUAUCCCAGCUUUUUCUUUUGUCAUUCAUUUCAGCUCAAUUAUGACAAUCCUUCAAAAUGUGCAAAUUCAUUUUCAAAACCUUCAGAAAGUGGUUUUCAUCAUUUCCAUUUAUGUUCAUGAAGUGUAUUUUUUUAGAACACUACAAACAUUCCCUACUAUACAAACCCCCAGUGAUUUGUGAUUCAUGUUUUAUUUGUGUAACCUUCCCUUGUUGUGUACAAAGAAAAACAGGUUAUGAUCCAUAGCAUAGACAAUUCCAUUAAUUAUUGUAUCUACCUGUGGUGUACAGAAACUCCUGUCAUUGAACUAGCAUCAUACUUGAUUUUGUAUAUAGUUAUCCCCAUUGUUCAUCCAUGAGAAGCAAAUGGGGACAUGCUCGGUCCAAGUGGCUUCAUCCUCCAACAAUGGCUGGGCAAUCAUUUACUGAAGCAGAGGACCAAGGCAAACAAGGCAGGCUUGGAAGAGGGCGAUGUUGUUCAGCUGUAGUGUUGUAUUGUAAGGGACUGUGGGGUAGCCCAGUGGUCAAGUGUUCACUUGUUUCACUAAUGGUUCUGGUUCUAUUCCUAUGUUGGUACAAUUUGUGAAUCCGUCUACUUGUUAUUUGUGGAUGUAGAAUAACUAAAUACUACUAAACAAAAAAUGUGAAGCAGUUCUAUGUUGAAAUGAAAUUGUAACAGUUGUGAAAAUGUUGUAAAAUUGUUAGUGGGUGUAACAUCGAAUGUCCCUCUCCAGCUGUCAGCCAACCCAGUUACAUUACGCUUUGUUUUGGGGAACAUUUACAUGAUCAACAAGUGCAGCGGGUAAAUUCUUCGAAAUCGUGCUCAUCAGAUUAAAUUUGCUUUACAGUCACUUCACAAGAGUGCAGGACACUGUUUAACAUGACUGCCGUCACAGGCCAUGCAGGACACUGUUUAACAUGACUGCCGUCACAGGCCAUGCAGGACACUGUUUAACAUGACUGCCGUCACAGGCCAUGCAGGACACUGUUUAACAUGACCGCCGUCACAGGCCAUGCAGGACACUGUUUAACAUGACUGCCGUCACAGGCCAUGCAGGACACUGUUUAACAUGACUGCCGUCACAGGCCAUGCAGGACACUGUUUAACAUGACUGCCGUCACAGGCCAUGCAGGACACUGUUUAACAUGACUGCCGUCACAGGCCAUGCAGGACACUGUUUAACAUGACUGCCGUCACAGGCCAUGCAGGACACUGUUUAACAUGACCGCCAUCACAGGCCAUGCAGGACACUGUUUAACAUGACCGCCAUCACAGGCCAUGCAGGACACUGUUUAACAUGACCGCCAUCACAGGCCAUGCAGGACACUGUUUAACAUGACUGCCGUCACAGGCCAUGCAGGACACUGUUUAACAUGACUGUGGUCCUGUUGAUGUUCUGAAACUGUCCAUACUGUAAAUGAACAUCUUCCUGUCAUCUGGCACUGGUCUGUCUGCAUUUGCUUCAUCCACAUAACUACUAUUUGACAUGUUCAUUCAUAUUUAUUCAAAUAACAUAAUUUCACCUCACCUUAAUAAUGUGUGACAUUAAUCUGAGUGAAAGGAUUUGUGUACUGUUGAUUUCACUUCAUUUGAAUGAUUGUGUCCAUUUAUGAUCGAACCAACAGUCAUGUUAUUGUAGAAAUCUGUCUAGCUGUCGGGGUAGUGGUUUCCAUGACAACUGCCAAGAUUGCUGAGUGGUUUCCCAUGACAACAGUGUGACAAAACAGACUUGUGGUGGACAUCAGUAGAGGUUUUACAUGGUGAGGUUGCAUUUUGUUGCCAUGACAACUGUUAAAUAACCAUUCAGUUUCCUUGACAAUGUUAUGGAUCAUCAGCACCCUCGUCACUCCUAUAUUUAGUUGUUUGUUAUGUCUGUGAUUAUAUAGAAGCAGAUUAAACUUAAUUGCACCUCAUUGUAGACGUUAUGGUAAUUAUCGGAGAUGUACAGUAAUUAUGAUGUACAUACAUUUAUGCUUCUAUUGGUAGUGAUGACAAGCAAAUAACUGUCAUGAUCUACGUCAUGAUAAGUCUCUGUGAUAUUGGCACGGUUUAAUCAAAUGCUACAAGGGUCAGCGAGAAAGUUGCCAGGAUGUCACUUCCAUCCCUUACGAAGCAGAGUUACCGCCUAAAUAAUUACAAACUUUCCAUGAACAUAUAUUUUUAAAAUGGAUAUUUCCCAAUGUGUUACUUGAACAAAUUCAUUCUUUUGAAAUUAAGUUGGAAAGACUAUAUAUAAAUACUUGUAAAUACAAUUAAGCAAGAUUAUCUUUCAGUUGACCUGUGUUAAUCUUUGAAAUUUGAUUUAAAUACUUUGUGAAAAACAUGUGUGACAGUAUCUUGGCACCAUCUCGCUGUGUCAGCUGCCGAUCGGAAUGUACUGGCAGUUGCUAUGACGACGUGAAACAUAUCAGCUGAUGGUGCUGCAGUAAGGUGCCAACAAUGGCCAGACUAACAACCUGGUCACGCUAGCCCAGACCAUGCUUGACCCGAUCUCAAACCAUGGACAGCAUUCAUCUUGGUGGCCAACAUCUCCCGAGGAAAAAUUUUCAGUGUUAAAAGCAUUAUUAAUAAAUAAAUCACUUCUCAUAGUUAAUUUUGAACCUGUCUGACCAUGGUUUGAAAGGGUCAGUGUUUAGUCCCCAAUAUCAAUAUUUAAUAUUCUUAAAUGACUAUUUUGUAUGAUAAAACAUUGUGACACAUAAAAAUUGUUGGUUGUGAAAUCAUGAUCAUUUGACCUCACACAGGUGAUUCAUGAUCAUCCAUUUCAUUAAGUCAUCAUUUUUUUUCAAUUUUGAAUAAAAAUGAGGAUCAAUUAAUAUA
Molecule: messenger RNA, 12736 nt
Organism: Haliotis rufescens (red abalone)
Lineage: Eukaryota; Metazoa; Mollusca; Gastropoda; Lepetellida; Haliotidae
Product: neural-cadherin-like
Exons: 35
Coding region: 440-8728 (2762 amino acids)
Biological process (GO): homophilic cell-cell adhesion
Cellular component (GO): cell-cell junction; plasma membrane
Molecular function (GO): calcium ion binding
Source: RefSeq, a predicted model, not a curated record